Entrophospora candida is the source of this 469-nucleotide messenger RNA. Lineage: Eukaryota; Fungi; Glomeromycota; Glomeromycetes; Entrophosporales; Entrophosporaceae. The record is from the annotation of a GenBank genome assembly.
UAUGGCUCAUAAAUAUGCACCUAAGAAUGGAAUAGAAUUUGAUAAAAUAAAUGAUCCAAAUGCUCAAGCAACAAUGGUACGUUAUGGAACAUCAAAACUUUCAAAUAUUUUGUUUACAGUUGAAUUAAACAAAAGGCUUGAAGGAAAGCAAGUUUAUGCCAAUUCUUUACAUCCAGGAAUCAUAAAGACUGAACUGUCAAGAGGUGCUAUAGAUAAUUGGGGUAAAUUGGCAAUCCCAUUUGUUAAACUUUUGAGUUUAGCAUCACUUACACCUAAUGAUGGAGCAUUGACCUCAUUAUAUUGUGCAACAAGUCCUGAGAUUGAGGAGAGGAACUUAUGUGGAAAAUAUUUCAUUCCAUUUGGUGUAGAAUCUUCACCAACCAAUAAUGGCAAAGAUGAAGAACUGGCAAAAAAAUUAUGGCAAUUUACUGAUGAUCUAGUGAAUGAAAAACUAAAAGACAUAAAAUAG